Oryza sativa Japonica Group (Japanese rice) is the source of this 1683-nucleotide messenger RNA. Lineage: Eukaryota; Viridiplantae; Streptophyta; Magnoliopsida; Poales; Poaceae. The record is from RefSeq and is a predicted model, not a curated record.
GCACGUGAUAGGAACAUGGCAUCGCUAGUCUGUCGCUACUGGUACCAUGCUGAGGCGGAGACACGGCAAGAGCUCUUCAUCAGAAACUGUUAUGCUGUUUCUCCGAAUCGUGUCAUUGAGCGUUUUCGUGGCCUGCGCUCCAUCACUCUGAAGGGCAGGCCAUGCUUCGCAGACUCCACUUUAGUGCCCAAAGGCUGGGGUGCAUACGCAUCGCCCUGGGUGGCUGCUUUGGGUCCCGCAUACCCGCACCUUAAGUGCAUCUUCCUCAAGCGGAUGACGGUAUCAGACAAUGACCUCAGGCUCAUCGCGCAGUCAUUCCCUCAGUUAAGGGAGCUCUCACUGAUGAGCUGCGACAAGUUCAGUGCCACCGGCCUCGCCAUAAUUGCGGAGCAGUGCAGGCAUCUCCAUGUGCUUGAUCUGAUUAAUGAUAAAGUCGAGGACACAGUGGACAAGCAGGUGGACUGGAUCUCUAUGUUUCCCAAGCCCAGCACGUCGCUGGAGUCUCUUCUGUUCAGCUGUGUUGACACGCCCUGCAACUUUGAGUCACUGGAGGCCCUUGUCGCGCGCUCACCAGGUCUGUGCCAGCUGGGUGUGAAUCGCCAUGUGACGGUAGAGCAGCUGUGCUGCCUCAUGGCAAUCGCUCCCAAUCUAACGCACCUUGGCACGGGUGUGUUCCGGUCCAAGACUGGCUACCCUGCAGGUGAGGCCCCUCCAUCGGUGUCUGAACUUGCGACAUACUUCGCAGCAUGCAGGUCACUCCACUCUCUCUCAGGUCUCCAGGACGCCAAUCCAGAUUACCUCCCUGCGAUCUACCCGGUUUGUGCCAAUCUCACAUCCCUCAACAUCAGCUCUGCCACCUUAACAGGGCAACAGCUUGCUCCCAUCAUUCGCUCCUGUGGCAAUCUCCGGACAUUCUGUGUGCGCGACUCCAUAGGUGAUGAUGGCCUUUCUGCCAUCGCUGAGACGUGCUUAGAUCUCCAGGAUUUACGAGUGUAUCGUUUGCUUCGUGGGAGUGAGCAUCAUCUCUCAGUAUCAGAUGUUGGGCUUGAAACUAUCUCGAAAGGCUGCCAAAAGCUUAAAACCCUAACAUACUAUUGUGGAAGCAUGACAAAUGCAGCAAUGGUCAUUAUGUCCAGCAACUGCCCUAAUCUUGAGGUCUUUCGCCUCAGCAUUUUGAAAACUUAUCUCCCUGAUCGGAUCACCGGGGAGCCAAUGGAUGAAGGUUUUGGAGCAAUUGUGAUGAAUUGCAAGAAGCUUUCCAGGCUUUCGACCUCUGGUCUGGUCACGGACAAGGCCUUCGCGUACAUUGGGCAAUAUGGGAAAUCGAUCAAAACUCUGUCUGUUGCCUUCUCUGGCAAUACUGACAUGUCACUCAGAUAUGUGUUUGAAGGAUGCACUCGGUUGCAGAAGCUUGAGGUCAGGGAAUGUCCUUUUGGUGACGAGGGAUUGCUCUCUGGUUUAAGCCACUUUUGGAAUAUGAGAUUCUUGUGGAUGAGCUCUUGCAGAGUAACCAUGACAGGCUGUAGAUACGUAGCUCAGCAAAUGCCAAAUUUGGUGGCUGAAGUGAUUAGUGGCCAUUCUGGUAAUGAAGAUGUGACUGCCGAUAAUGUUGACCAUCUGUAUUUAUAUCGAUCUCUUGCAGGACCAAGGGACGACGCCCCUUCAUUUGUCAAAAUCUUGUAG